Messenger RNA from Oreochromis niloticus (Nile tilapia), 3620 nucleotides. Its product is annotated as adiponectin receptor protein 2. The transcript is spliced from 9 exons. Lineage: Eukaryota; Metazoa; Chordata; Actinopteri; Cichliformes; Cichlidae. Gene Ontology annotation, cellular component: plasma membrane. The coding region runs from base 725 to 1858 and encodes 377 amino acids. The record is from RefSeq and is a predicted model, not a curated record. Gene Ontology annotation, molecular function: signaling receptor activity. Gene Ontology annotation, biological process: adiponectin-activated signaling pathway.
CGUUGAGAACAGUUAGUCGAGCAGUCCUCUAAUUCUCAUCAGCACGUCAGUGAACAUUGCUAACAAUCAUGUUAUAAUAGCUGUAGAAAAAAAUACCUUGAUUAAUACCAUAGUGAUGGGCAUGUUGACAGAUGAGGUCAGACAUGAGCAUCACUGGACCAUGAUGGCUAGGAUGACACUGUGAUCUACAGUGAGAGGAGGGAGGAGGUGGAAGACAGCACGAGGAUGUAUAGUCUCUGAUUGGUCAGUUCUCAUAAAGUGCGAUGUGAUUGGCUCAUGCGAGCUCAUGCGAGCUGCGUCACUCAGUGAAUGCCUGCUUCCCCGUCGUUUCUGGGUCCAGUCUGGUCCAGAGACUGUGAGGAGCCGCUGAUAGUGGAGAGGAGCAGAGUACCUACCACAACUCUCUGUCAGCUGUAGUAUCUACAGCCAGACCACGGACAGACCAGGUCAUCCGGAGCAGUCUCCUUCAAGUCAAGUGGCAGUCCUGCCCGCCCUCUCAGUGGAUUCCUGGUUGGUCACCCAUCUCACCAACCAGAUUUCAUCAACAUCCGCAAGUCUGUCCGCUCCCCGCUGAGUUCACCUCAGUCUUCGUUGGAGGUCAGUCCAGCACUUCAAGCUGGACGGAGGAGAGAAGAGUGGGGCCGAGGGCCCAACAUUUGUGUUGCGACAUAGAACUUCAAAUCUCAUAGCACAACACACCACAGAGUCUACGCCUACAGGUCCCAUGAGUCCACGGGAGAAAGGAGACUUGCCCACCUCAGGUUCUUCAACCAGUCACCUCAGCACCGCAGAGUGCCCCUCACACAGUGGGAGCGUCCGAGAGUGCGACGACAAGAAAAGGGUAAGCGAAGAGGAUGACGGAGGAAGAAAAGAGGAGGAAACGGAGCAGGAGGAGGAUGAGAGGAACAGUGAUGAAGGCUUCAUGGGAAUGACUCCACUCCUGCAAGCACACCACGCCAUGGAGAAGAUGGAGGAGUUUGUACACAAGAUGUGGGAGGGUCGGUGGCGCGUCAUUCCUCACGACGUACUCCCCGAUUGGCUGAAGGACAACGACUUCCUGCUUCACGGCCACAGGCCUCCCAUGCCUUCGUUUCGCGCCUGCUUCAAGAGCAUCUUUAGAAUCCACACAGAGACGGGAAACAUCUGGACACACCUGCUAGGCUGUUUGUUUUUCCUCUGUCUGGGCCUGAUGUACAUGUUCAGACCCAACAUGUCUUUUGUGGCUCCGGUCCAAGAGAAGGUGGUGAUCGGGAUGUUUUUCCUGGGAGCCAUCCUCUGCCUCUCGUUCUCCUGGCUCUUCCACACAGUCUACUGCCACUCUGAGGGCGUAUCCAAAGUCUUCUCCAAGUUGGACUACAGUGGGAUCGCCUUCCUGAUCAUGGGCUCCUUUGUCCCCUGGUUGUAUUAUUCCUUCUACUGCUCCCCUCAGCCCUGCUUCAUCUACCUGAUAGUGGUGUGUGUACUAGGACUGGCCGCCAUCACCGUGUCACAGUGCGACUUCUUCGCUACUCCGCAGUACAGAGGAGUCAGAGCAGGCGUGUUUGUGGGCCUCGGUCUGAGCGGCGUGGUUCCCACCCUGCACUUUGUCAUCAGUGAGGGUCUGAUCAAGGCGACCACCAUCGGCCAGAUGGGCUGGCUGUUCCUCAUGGCCACUCUCUACAUCACCGGAGCCUGCCUGUACGCCGCCCGAAUCCCCGAGAGGUUCUUCCCCGGCAAGUGUGACAUCUGGUUUCACUCCCAUCAGUUGUUCCACAUCUUGGUGGUCGCCGGGGCUUUCGUUCACUUCCACGGCGUCUCCAACCUGCAGGAGUUUCGCUACACGGCAGGAGGAGGCUGCACUGAGGAUGGCAAUCUCUAACACACAUACAAACAUACACUGACCCUUUCAUCAUUCACUGACACAGUUUUCAAGGGAGGCACCGGUUCUGAUAUCCACAGAUAUACACGAACAGACACACACACACUCACUUCACCCCCAAACUGAAGACCGAAGUGGCUUGUCCUUCUCAGAGGACGCGAUUAAAUCCAACUCUCUGUUGUCUGUCCCCAUUUCCUCUGGCUCCGUUUGCUUUGACUAUAAAACCACUUCUGUGACAGCGUGUUUUAUAAAAGCAGUUUCUGAGACUCUUUCCAGGAAGUAAUCCUUUUGUUCGGGAGGAUACCAGACAUUCAAACCUCCCCAUGUUCUCUUCUAGGAUUAAUGGUUUGGUUUCCAGCAGAAGCAUAAUUCAUGCUUUAAAAAGGAAAAAAAAAAAACAUUUUUUUCUCUUUUUUGCUGAAUGCUGUUUUCCAAGUCGCCUCUUUAGAGGAUGCAAACAAAUGAAAGAAUGGAAAAAAGAAUUGAGUGCAAAAUUGAUUCUUUCUCUCAUUGUGAAGCUUUGCAAAUGCGGACAAAAGGGUUAAUAGUCACUUUUAAAAUUUAAAAAACAACAAAAAACAAACAAAAAAAACAAACAACUUUUCCAUGUAAAUAAGAUUUCUAAACUUUGGGUUAUAGAUUUGUAAGAAAUAUAUAUUUAAAAAAAUGACAAAAAGUGAUGGCAAGAAUAAAUAUGAUAGAUGGUAAACCAAUUAGAGCCGAGGGGGAGAGGCGUCAAUUCUAGACUUGUUCCAGUGUUCGGUGGGAGGUGCUUCAAGUAACUUUUUGUGCGUAAGGACACGAGGUGAGGGAGGUUUUAGAGGAAAUUUAUUGGCACAACAUCCAAAUCCUAUCAAAACAUAGUACGCUGUCUCCAAUGGCGACACGGAAGUCACUUACAGGCGUGAAAACCUUACAAACGGCAAGCAGCACAGAUUUCGUCUUAACAUCAAAAACUAUGAUUAUAUAUUUAUGAGUUAUCUAAAUAUGUAGCAUCUUCUUUCUCUGAUUGAAUUCAACCUAAAGCUUAUUUUUGCUCCACCUCUAUAUGUUUAUUUUUUCUAAUAUUUCCUUAAAUGAUUUAUUGAAACGCAUAAAUGAUACUUUUCACGAUAUUUUUAUAAACACGACCCCAGAAUUAGGUAAAACUGGAAUCAUUCGUUUCUGGUCCUCCUACAUGAUUCCUGAUGAGAUUCAUGUCCACAGACCACAAAUAUUUAAAAAUAAAAUUAAAACAAUUUUCGUUCUUUUUUUUUUUUUUUUUUUUUUUUUUCUUUUUUUUUUUGAUUGCAUUUUCAUUUAUUCGCUGCUGUUAUUGCAUUUCAAGCUUUAAUUUUACAUAUUUCUUUUCUUUUGUUUGCUUCAUUGGUUCGUUUAGUUAGGCGAGGGCCAUAACGUUCCUCCCUCCAAACGUUACGACUUAAAGGGCUCAUGAUUAAUUAACACGAGAUGAACUUUCAAGUUUAUACCAAAAUCUUACAGCUUGCACAAUAAAACACUUCUGAGCUUGUGUUUCUGGGGUUGUGUAAACUUUUAGGUGUGCAAGUAGAAAGAAAGUUGAUCAUCUUUACAUUGCAAGAAGAAUUUUUUGUUUUCAUCUCUAUUUUUUUUCUUUCUGUUUCUUUUCUCUAGUUUAUAUUAAAUUAUUUCUCUCGGGGAGGGCAUACUGUCUGAAGCACACAGUUCGCUCUGGUGGAAGUGUUUGAUUGCAAUAGACCUUUAUAUCUGCUGUAUUGUUCUAAUAAAAAGGUUUUUGAAGCGG